Molecule: messenger RNA, 2079 nt
Organism: Stylonychia lemnae
Lineage: Eukaryota; Ciliophora; Spirotrichea; Sporadotrichida; Oxytrichidae
Source: the annotation of a GenBank genome assembly
AUGGAAUCAAACAAGACAUCACAAGAACAAAAACCUAAAGUUGGCAGCAUUAAGAAUAAGAUUGUUGCCCAAGACCUUGAGGAAGAGAGAAAGAAGGCAAACUUCGAUAUCAAGGAACUAACAGAAAGCUAUUUCGGGGGUAAAGAGAAACUUGAAUAGCACAAUGAUCACAUCUCUGUCAUGGAAAAUGACCCAAUUCUCAGAAACACCGAGAAAUGGUAUGAUAUGACUAGAGAGGAAUAAAUCGAGCAUAAUUUCAAGAGAGCAAGAAGAACUUAUGAGAUAAACAAAGAAAAGUACUACCACAAUUACGAAGUUUCAUAUAUACCAUGGUUCUCAGCCAUGUUCUAAGGAAUUUUCCCAUUUGGACUCACAAUGAGCAUGUUUUCUCUAUGUAUUCAAUAGCUAGGUGAUGACGAGCAAGUUGCCAAAUGGCUUCCCCUUGUUAAGUAAAUGAAGAUGAUUGGUUGCUAUGCUUAAACUGAGCUAGGUCAUGGAUCAAAUGUCGCUGUAAUUCUAGAAUAGGUCUAAUAUUUUUAGGGACUAGAAACCACUGCUACUUUUGAUAAGGAAAAGGAUGAAUUUAUCCUUAAUUCACCAACAAUCACAUCCACUAAAUUCUGGCCAGGUGAACUUGGUAAGUUCGGUGGAUGGGCAGUUGUCUAUGCCAAGAUGAUCAUUAAUGGAAAAAAUCACGGAGUCCAGCCAUUCAUGCUUCAAAUGAGAGAUACAGAGACAUAUGAAACUCUUCCAGGAAUAGAGUGUGGAGAUAUCGGCCCUAAAUUUGGGUAUGCAAGCAAAGACAAUGGCUACCUUAUCUUGAAGAAUGUUAGAAUCCCAAGAUCCAAUCUUCUCCAAAGAUACGUGAAUGUUGACAGAGAGGGUCACUUCACUAUUAAAGGUGACUUGAGAUCACUCUACUCCGUUAUGAUGUUCAUUAGAGUAAGUAUCGCUAUUGGAGCUGCUAAAACCCUUGGCGUUGCCCUUACUAUUGGAACAAGAUACGCAGUUGUAAGAAGAUAAUUCAGUACCUAAGAUGGAACUAAGAUUGAAAGAAAAUUGCUAGACUAUCAAACUCAUCAAUUUAAGUAUACACCUCUGCUUGCAUACACUUAUGCUUUCAAUUUCACCAGUCUUGCUCUUAUGGAAAUGCACUAACAACUUCUUAAGGAUAUGAAGACAGGCAACUUUGGGUUACUAGACUUAGCUCAUCACUUGUCAUCUGGAUAUAAGGCUUCUUAUACCAGAAUCUGCUAUGAUGGCAUUGAUACUAUAAGAUAGAGCUGUGGAGGUGCAGGUUUCUUAGCCUGGUCAGGUCUUCCAACCCUUCAAACUGAUUAUGCUCCUAACACAACUUUUGAAGGUGACAACACUGUCAUGCAUCAACAAUCAGCUAGACUAAUCUUGAAAACAAUUAAAAAUAUCCAGAGAGGAUUUAAGCCAACUGGUAUAUUUGACUACUUCAACAAAUUUGAGGAGCUCUUAAGCAAGAAAGGUUAAGUUAAGGGAUCUGCUGAUCUUUUAUGUCUAGUUAACCUUGAAAAUGCUCUAGCUGUUAGAUCAGCAUUCAAGAUCAAGACUACUGCCAUGAAGAUGGCCACUUCUUAACUGUCAGAAAACGAGAAAGCUAACUCAGCAUUCUCAGUUGAUAUGGUCAGCAUGGCUCAUGCUCACAUUAUGUAUGUUACAUUCAAAUACUUCCUAAACCACAUUGAAAAUCACCCUUACAAAUGCCCUAAGGUCAAAGAAAACCUCAAGAACUUAGCCAGGGUUUAUGCUUUGACUGAACUUCUUUAAGAUUCUGUAUCUCUCUAUGAAACUGGGUUCUUCACUGUGGGAAAUGCUCAACACCUCCUUGAAGCCUAAAAGGAGGCUAUAGCUAUAGUAAGACCACAAAUGAUUCCAUUAGUAGAAGCCCUAGCUGUGCCUGACAGUUAUAUUGUCUCAGCCAUUGGAAACUCCUACGGUGAUAUUUAUGAGACUUAACUAGAAUGGGCUAAAAACAGUAAACUCAAUUAGACCAGUGUGCUACCUGGAAUCAAAGAACACAUAUUACCAAUCCUUCAUGGAAAGUUAUGA